AUGGCGGAGAACAUCACCGACACCACCCCGUCGCACCCCGCCCCAAAGGAGGACGACAAGGCUGCCCAUGCCACCGCCACCGCCCACGUCGAGCGGGUACUCUCCCCGACGGACGGGUCCCUCAAGAAAGGGCUGGGGGUGGACGCCGCCCGCGUGGACGAGGAGAUCGCGGCGUACGCGGCGCGCGGGGCAGUCGAGGUCGACGAGGCGACCAGCCGGCGGCUGCGGCGCAUGAUCGACCGGCGCGUGCUGGUGGUCAUGAUCCUGACGUACUUCCUGCAGGCGCUGGACAAGGGGACCAUGUCGUUUGCGUCGAUCAUGGGGAUCCGCACGGACACGGGGAUGAAGGGGCAGGAGUACUCCUGGCUCACGACCUGCAUCUACAUCGCCGUCCUGAUCGUCGAGUACCCGACCAACUGGAUCAUCCAGCGCGUGCGCAUCGCCAAGUACCUGGGCGUCAACAUCAUCCUGUGGGGCACCAUCCUGGCGCUGCACGCCGCGUGCAAGAACUUCGCCGGGCUCGUGGCCGUGCGCACCCUGCUGGGCAUCUUCGAGGCCGCCUGCCAGCCCACGUUUGUGCUGCUGUCCAGUAUGUGGUAUAAGCGGGAGGAGCAGGCGGCCACUGUCACGUAUUGGUAUGCCCGCCUGACCCAGCCCUAA
Messenger RNA from Aspergillus japonicus CBS 114.51, 660 nucleotides. RefSeq names its product MFS general substrate transporter. Gene Ontology annotation, molecular function: transmembrane transporter activity. The record is from RefSeq and is a predicted model, not a curated record. Gene Ontology annotation, biological process: transmembrane transport. Gene Ontology annotation, cellular component: membrane. Bases 1 to 660 code for a protein of 219 amino acids. NCBI's taxonomy places the organism in Eukaryota, Fungi, Ascomycota, Eurotiomycetes, Eurotiales, Aspergillaceae. The transcript has 2 exons.